Molecule: messenger RNA, 279 nt
Organism: Debaryomyces tyrocola
Lineage: Eukaryota; Fungi; Ascomycota; Pichiomycetes; Serinales; Debaryomycetaceae
Source: the annotation of a GenBank genome assembly
AUGAAAGUCAAGGCUGAUAGAGAUGAAUCUUCUCCAUACGCCGCUAUGUUGGCUGCCCAAGAUGUUGCUCAAAAAUGUAAAGAAGUCGGUAUUACUGCCGUCCACGUUAAAUUGAGAGCUACCGGUGGUACCAAGACCAAGACCCCAGGUCCAGGUGGUCAAUCUGCUUUAAGAGCUUUAGCCAGAUCCGGUUUAAGAAUCGGUAGAAUCGAAGAUGUUACUCCAGUUCCAUCUGAUUCCACCAGAAGAAAGGGUGGUAGACGUGGUAGAAGAUUGUGA